Molecule: messenger RNA, 969 nt
Organism: Gamsiella multidivaricata
Lineage: Eukaryota; Fungi; Mortierellomycota; Mortierellomycetes; Mortierellales; Mortierellaceae
Product: acyl-CoA N-acyltransferase
Exons: 4
Biological process (GO): regulation of DNA-templated transcription
Molecular function (GO): histone acetyltransferase activity
Source: RefSeq, a predicted model, not a curated record
AUGUCAACUGACAUUAGCAUACCUGAAGUGGGUACCUCAGCAUACUCUGCUCCCGUUGCGGCCAUCAAAAAAAUCCAAUUUGGGGACUGGGAAAUCGACACUUGGUACCAGGCACCAUAUCCGGAAGAGUACAGUCAGCACCCAAUUCUAUAUAUAUGCGAGUUCUGUCUCAAAUAUAUGAAGAGCUCCUUCAUGGCCGGUCGUCAUAGGAUGAAGUGCGUAAUGCGGCAUCCUCCUGGCGAUGAGAUCUAUCGCGAGGGCAACAUUUCGAUCUUUGAGGUGGAUGGACGUAAAAAUAAGAUCUAUUGCCAGAACCUCUGCUUAUUGGCGAAAAUGUUUUUAGACCAUAAGACUUUGUACUACGACGUUGAACCCUUCCUCUUCUACAUCAUGACGGAGUCCGGGGAUCUUGGUUGUCAUUUCGUGGGCUAUUUCUCAAAGGAAAAACGAUCGGCUAUGGACUACAACGUGUCCUGCAUUCUAACAUUACCUAUACAUCAACGCAAAGGAUACGGCAACCUAUUAAUCGACUUUAGUUACCUACUUUCGAAGCGGGAGAAUAAGACGGGCUCGCCAGAGAAACCACUAUCAUCACUUGGUCUUCUUUCAUACCGGAGCUACUGGAAAACGGUCAUAUAUCAGCGCCUGCUUGCCAUUCAUAAGGAUGAGAGUCGGAAACAUCGGGUUUCGAUUGACGAACUGAGCCAGGAGACCGCCAUGACUGUGGACGACAUUAUUACUACCCUUCAAACAAACAACAUGAUCCGCGCUAUUCCUCCACCAAAGACCCAGGAAUCUCGAUCAAAAGGAAAACACGGCAGGAGUCGCGCUAACUCGAUUCCUCCACUUCGUCAUGAGAUCGUGGUGGAUUGGGAUGAGGUCGAGGCAUACUGUCGCAAGGUUACGCAGAAGGGAUACCCAGUCAUCAAUCCUGCAAAACUGAAGUGGGCCCCGUUUUUACUCCAGCGU